Messenger RNA from Racocetra persica, 137 nucleotides. NCBI's taxonomy places the organism in Eukaryota, Fungi, Glomeromycota, Glomeromycetes, Diversisporales, Gigasporaceae. The record is from the annotation of a GenBank genome assembly.
AUACAACCAGAACUUGUGGUAGGGGCACAACCAGUACUUGUAGCGGGAUCACAACCAGUACUUGUAGAAGAAGCGCAACUAGGACUUGUGGUAGAGACACAACCAAGACUUGUAGCGGGGCACAAGCAGAAUUUGAA